AUUUGAUCUACUCCUCACCUCACUCACAAGCACUCUUUCUCUCUUCCUUCCUUGCUCAUUCAUAAACCUCUCCAACCUAUUUCUUUCAAUUUUACUUGAAUCUCUCUUUCCCCUCUCCAAAUGGCCAGUGUUGAGAUCUUGCAGGUUGCACAGCAAGCACCGACACCAGCACAAGAAAAUGAAACAACCGAGGUAAUCAAGACCCAGGAAACAACCCAAGAACAACCAGCCACUGAAGCUCCUGCUGCUACAGAACAACCGAUUGCUGAGGUUCCAGCACCGGAAGAACCAAAGGAAGAAACCACUGAAGAACCAAAAGAAACAGCAACAACAACAACUGAAGCCCCAGCUGCUCCAGAAACCCAAGUCCCAGUUGAAACUGAGACCAAAGAGGAAACAGAGGAUACAGAGCCUGAGGCUGAGACGCCAGCACCAGAGGAAACAGAGGAAAAACCUGAAGAGGUGAUCCAUGAAGAAACAGCAGCGGAGCCUGAAGCAGUAACCACCAAUGAAACAGAGUCAGCGCCACCAGCAACCACACAAGAGGAGAACAAAACAGCUGAGCCAGAAGAAGAAGCUUCAGUAGAAGUUCCUGUUGAGAAGACUGAAGCUUAGACGUAUGAACAUUGAACACAGUGUGAGUGGGGAAAAAAAGAAGAAGGUUUAAAUGGUCUUUAGUGGAUGUCAAGGUUGAAAAGCUUUUCUAUUUUAUUUUUCUUUUAGUUUAUUUUUACUAUUAAUAAUUUAUUAUUAUGAUGGUGAGUCUUUGGAUAUGGUUAAGAAUAUGGAGGGUAUACCUACAUGUAAGCAGGGCACUUGGCUCCUCCACAUCAGCAUACAUGCCAUGCGGUGGACAUGAGAUAUUCCAUGGUUUGUGUUUUGAGCUGAUGAGAUUGGUUGUUGGAGUUUGUGGAUGAUGGUUUCUUGGGUUACAUGAGUUUGUCAUGGUGUGUUAUUGUGUUUCUCUAGGUUUGAAUAAAUGAUAUAUUUACUUUAUGUUCUUC
Messenger RNA from Gastrolobium bilobum, 1004 nucleotides. Its product is annotated as major latex allergen Hev b 5-like. Lineage: Eukaryota; Viridiplantae; Streptophyta; Magnoliopsida; Fabales; Fabaceae. The record is from RefSeq and is a predicted model, not a curated record. The transcript is spliced from 2 exons. Bases 121 to 615 code for a protein of 164 amino acids.